Molecule: messenger RNA, 807 nt
Organism: Aspergillus nomiae NRRL 13137
Lineage: Eukaryota; Fungi; Ascomycota; Eurotiomycetes; Eurotiales; Aspergillaceae
Product: fungal specific transcription factor domain-containing protein
Exons: 5
Coding region: 1-807 (268 amino acids)
Biological process (GO): DNA-templated transcription
Molecular function (GO): zinc ion binding; DNA binding
Source: RefSeq, a predicted model, not a curated record
AUGUCGUCAACUGUGAUCAACAACGUCCUUGCCAGCUAUGUGUGCGAGCCGGUGCAACGUGAAGUUGGAGAUUCUCUCCGGAGGCGCCAAAGUGACAUCCGCCGUGAUUACCAUGAGGCUGUCAUGCUCCCGGAGUCGAACAUCGUGGAUUUGAGUUGUCAGAUGCUUGGAGAUGAAGAGAAACGCCGCGGUCUGGCUCACGACACUUCAGCUCUGCCAGGAGGUAUAAACUCGGCAGUUUCUGUCGCCACAUGCUCGAUCCCUUGGCGAGACUUAGCAGGCAUGCCUUUGCCACCGAAGACAGUGCUCGAUAAGUUCAUGACUGAUUUCUUCACGUCUGUGGAUUGGUUCAUAAUGGUCUUUUACGAGGAAAGCUUCCGGCAACGGUACGAAAAUUUGAUGGCCUCCACUCUUAUCCCAGAGGGAGAAAACGGUAAUUUUCUUUGGCUUGUACUGUUGGUCCUUGGCCUGGGUGCCCACUAUGGGUCGUUGAAUGCUCUGGAUGCGGAUGCCGAUAGCCUCAAACAGCUUUCUGGGGGUCUCCUUAUGCAGAUCGAGCAAAGGCUUUUGGCCAUCACUGAUUCGCCAAAGCUAGAGACAGUACAGAUAUGUGUGUUGCUAGGGAGCUUUUAUCUUUUCAACGGCCGCCCCACUGCUGGCCUAGUAACCUUGGCAGGUGGACUCGAAAUCGCCCAAGUCAUUGGGCUUCAUCACGAGUCAAAGUGGCGUGGGCUUUCUGACGUGUCACGGGAGUCUCGACGGCGCUCGUGGUGGGCAUUGCAAGUUGCAGAUAAGCAUGUAUCUUGA